CAGGGGGACGUUAGUGGGACGUUUCUCUCUCCAUCCCUCCAUGUGAUUCAUUCGCUGCUUCCCAUCACAGUGUUAACGGCAGCUGCUUCACCCUCCGCAAACCGCCACCCCCUCCACUCCUCCUCCUUGUCUCUACGUGUGAGUGUGAGUGAGUGAGUGAGUGAGUGCAGGAAGACGAAGCGGCAAGCAGGAGGAAACACCAAGGACGUCCUUUUUCCAGCCCCGGGAGACGGAGAUGCAAGGAACGAGCAGUUAGAUUAGCCCGUGCUGCUGUUGCCUGCUGCAGGAUAAGUUCGUUCCGGAGGGUACUGCAGCUGAAGCUCUGCUCCUCGAUCCGUGCUCGGUGUGUGAGUGUGCCAGGAGAAUUUCAUUCAGGCGCCGGACGGAGAUCUGGCAACAAAGGACUUCUCAUCUUCCGCAACUAUUGAAUGUAACAUCGCUCGGAUAAGGAAGGCAGGGAAUUAAAAGCCAUCAUCAUGAAUUUCGUUAUGAAACAAGCGCUGGGAGGGGCCACCAAAGACAUGGGCAAGAUGCUUGGUGGAGAGGAGGAGAAGGACCCUGAUGCUCAGAAAAAAGAAGAGGAAAGACAAGAAGCGCUGAGGCAACAGGAAGAGGAGAGGAAGGCCAAAUAUGCAAGAAUGGAGGCAGAGAGAGAAAACAUCCGACAGGGCAUCAGGGAUAAGUAUGGCAUCAAGAAGAAGGAGGAGAAGGAAGCCGAGGCAGCAGCUGCUAUGGAGCAGGCCUCCGAGGGCAGCCUCACCCGCCCGAAAAAAGCAGUUCCUGCUGGCUGCGGCGAUGAGGAGGAAGAAGAGAGCAUCGUGGAUACGGUCAUGAAAUUCAUCCCUGCACCACUCAUGGAUAUGUUCAAUAAAAAGUAACAGCGUUCUGGCAGGAAAAUGGUUAACUUCUUACAAUGUCCAUCUAAUCAAUGCUGUACCACCCUGCCCCACCUCCAGCUGCAGCCACACCUUUCUUCACCUCCCUCCCACCCAGUCAACUCAACUUCUAAGUGUCCUGGAAUUACACAACAUGCUGUGAUUUUGCCCUUAAGUUAAACUUUCUGAUCUCACAGUGAUUCAUACUUUUUAAUAUCUCUGACAGAGAUCUUUCUUGAUAACCUGUGAUUAUUAUCGUGUUUUAAAAAGUAUGCAACACCUACACAGAUCGAAUGUCUUUACUUAAGGCAAACUGAUGCCAUGUUUUCAAAAUGCCCAGCACUUAGAAUACGACCAGAUAUCACCCAUCAUCCACCCUUUUUGUUUGUAAAUAGCCUCGGUUAUAUAAAAAGAGUACUAUAUAUCAGUGAAAUAUGACGUAUAACAAGAUAACUAAGAGUAUAAGCCAUAUUUUUAACUUGUAAGAAAUGAUCCAAAUCAUAUCAAAUUUAAUUGAAUCGUCCUGUUAUGUUCUUGCUAAUAUUUGAUACAUACAGUGUAUAUAUACUUGCAUUUUUAUUGGUUCUCCUUGGUUAGGAUCAUUCCCACAAACUGUCCCAUAUGUUCUCACUGUUUUAAUGUAAAUGUGUAGUACGAACACUGGCAAAGCCAAUACAUCUGUAAACUCAAAAGUGAAGGAAUUCAGUUGAAAUGAAACUUUUUUGUUUUGCUUUGUUUUGUUUACUUUUUAAGCAUGCAGUAAAGUUGUGAAGUACAUAUAUGGAUACCAUUUCCUUUGUUAUGAUGAAGCAAAAUACACUGAAAAUUUGAGGCAAUAACUGGUUUUCCAUUUUUAUUUAGUUAACGUCUCAUCCACCACCGUGUACAGUAAGCGAUAAUUGACUUUGUGUCUAAAACGUUCUUCCAUGGUGGAAAUUAUAAAUGUUCUCCAUAAAGUUUGUCUUAAAAAGAGUAAGAUGAAAUCCUUAAAUUCUAUAAAGUCACUGGCUAUACAUGUUUGAGGCUUAAAAAAACAAAGUUCUUUUCCUUCUGUGGUGUUGCACACUCAGCUUUUUGUAAUAGGAAAUGUAAACGUUUGGCCAGGCUUGUUAAUUUUGAAUCGUGCUAACACUUUCAUCAUUUUACUUUUUAAAAAGACACUUCCCAAACACAACUAUGUUGUGAAUACACUAUAUGUGAACAGACAGUGACAAUAGUGCAAUAUAUUGUUCAAAAUGAA
Messenger RNA from Maylandia zebra (zebra mbuna), 2115 nucleotides. RefSeq names its product complexin 1 (gene cplx1). Gene Ontology annotation, molecular function: syntaxin binding. Gene Ontology annotation, biological process: synaptic vesicle exocytosis; regulation of neurotransmitter secretion; neurotransmitter transport. Lineage: Eukaryota; Metazoa; Chordata; Actinopteri; Cichliformes; Cichlidae. The record is from RefSeq and is a predicted model, not a curated record. Gene Ontology annotation, cellular component: terminal bouton; SNARE complex.